Molecule: messenger RNA, 1859 nt
Organism: Pseudomassariella vexata
Lineage: Eukaryota; Fungi; Ascomycota; Sordariomycetes; Amphisphaeriales; Pseudomassariaceae
Product: WD40-repeat-containing domain protein
Exons: 4
Coding region: 147-1574 (475 amino acids)
Biological process (GO): mRNA splicing, via spliceosome; DNA repair; protein ubiquitination
Cellular component (GO): U2-type catalytic step 1 spliceosome; Prp19 complex; cytoplasm
Molecular function (GO): ubiquitin protein ligase activity; protein binding
Source: RefSeq, a predicted model, not a curated record
GUUGAGACCCCUGCGCGUUGCUGCAAUGUCGAGCUUCAGCCCGGGUCUCGAGGCUGUAAAACUUCAACAGCAUUUACAACAAACCAAUUCAGAUGCGCCUAACGCAAUUGGAAAACACCACCAUAUCUUAAGAGAACAUCAUCACGAUGCUGUGUGCAAUCUCUGGUGAGCCUCCUCAGGAGCCUGUCGUCUCCAAGCUCUCAGGAAAUGUCUUCGAGAAGCGUCUCAUUGAGCGAUACGUCACGGAACACGGCGUAGACCCCGUCUCCAAAGAGGACAUGACUAUCGAAGAUCUGCUGCCGCUCAAGACUAACCGCGUUGUCCGACCCCGCCCGCCGACCCUCACCUCCAUUCCCGCCCUUUUGGCCAGCUUCCAGAAUGAGUGGGACGCGUUGGCCACCGAGACGUACAACCUGACCGAACAACUGAAGAAGGCACGGGAAGAGCUCUCCACGGCACUGUACCAGAACGAUGCGGCCGUCCGGGUCAUUGCACGGCUGACGCAAGAGCGUGACGAGGCACGGGAUGCUCUGUCCAAGAUCAACGUGUCGGUGUCGAACGGUCCCAAUGCUGAAGGAGACGCUAUGGCCGUCGACUCGGAGUUUUUGCCAGAUGAGCUGGUGGCUAUAGUAGACGCAACCCAAGCACAAAUGUCCAAGAGCCGAAAGAAGCGCCCUAUCCCCGAAGGGUGGGUAACACCAGAAGACAUCUCAGCUUUCACCGUUGAGGAGGCCAAGGACCUUGAAAUACCACAGACCAAGGCACUGGCAAUCGACCAGGAACACGCGGCCAUCGGAGGGUUCAAUGGUCUUGCGUCUUGCUACUCUAUCGCUACCGGCGAAGUCGAACGUACUAUGGAUAUUGGCCCAGUGACAGAUGCCAUUUGGCGAGACAACAAAAUCAUCUUUGCCACGGCUAAGGGCAUGGUCCUCUUAUUCGACAAGGCAGCGGAGGUUGCCAACUUUGCGGACCACGUGGGUGCAAUCACCGGUAUUGCUCUUCAUCCCAGCGGAGAUCUUCUGGCAUCAGUGGGAGUCGACAAGUCGUUUGUCAUCUACGACCUAAAGAACUUGAAGCGCGCCAUGCGCGUUCAGACCGACUCUACACUUUCAAGCUGCGCAUUCCACCCAGAUGGCCAUCUGUUGGCAGUGGGUACGAAUUCGGGUGUCGUCAAGGUUUUCCAGAUCAAGACGGGUGAAGAAGCCGCCAAGUUUGAGCUUGGUGCCCGGGUGGAAUCCAUUGCCUUCUCUGAGAACGGGUAUUGGUUCGCUGCUGCAUCGAGUCAACAGACCACGGUGACCAUAUUUGACUUGCGGAAAGAGGGCGAUGCCGCUAGGGCCAAGGUACUGGAGAUCGGUGCACCGGUGCAGAGUCUGGCUUGGGAUUACAGCCAGCAAUUCCUGGCCACGGCAGGCCCAUCGGGUAUUACGGUACAACAAUAUUCCAAGAGCGCCAAGAAGUGGUCCGAGGCGGUGAGGAAGGAUUUCAGCGCGGUUCGCGUGGCAUGGGGCACCGAGGCCAAAAUGCUGGUGGCUGUCUCAGAGAAUGGCAAUAUUGGGAUUCUGAAGCAGUAGGGAGUACUCGGAAUCCAGCUCCUCGAAAGGCUAAGAAGGGAAAGGCGGGGAAUGGGAAGGCAGGGUCAUUCACAGUUUGAGUCAAAAAUGGCUGAGUGGUAGACAUGCCUCUUUUGGUGCCGGUCCGAUGUGGGUGAAGUUUGUACAAUAAUGUGGUGGACGAUGGAAGAUCGGUGGAUACCUACACUUAUUUAAGGACUUGGGUAUGCGGUACUGCAUAUUCCAAAUAUGCAAUUGAGAAUACGCAAUGCACUUUUGCUAUCACUCGCGUGGCACUGAUAUACG